GCGGCGGCGGCGGCGGCGCGGGGGUUGAGCCGUGGUAGUGCGGACGCGCUCGUGCUCGGGAACUAUCGGAUUAAACUUGAAUCGAGUGAAAUUACACAAAGGAGCGCCGCUGAGGAGGCGGCCCGGGGACCCAGAGACCCUGAAACUCGCCAGAGCCCCGUUCGCUCCCGGCCAACUCCGCGCCCGUGGAUCCAGCCCCCCGGCCGCGGCCGCCCAGCCAACUCCAGAGCCUGCUCUGCGUUUUGUUUCUCCCUCGGCACAGGGCAGCGGACGAGCCCGCCCGACCGACCGAGCCGGACCUAUAUCCAGACUUUGCCUGACACUGCGGGGUCCAGGAGAAUUAAAGGAAUAUGGAAUGACAGGAAGAAGAUUAGUUGAGGAUUACAGGCCUUGAGGACGAGCACCUCAGUGAAGAGAAGCACAGACAAGCUCCCGAGCUGUAGUUGGGAGGAAGGAGCCGCGUGUUGGAAGAAGAUGGCGGAUCCAGGAAUGAUGAGUCUCUUUGGCGAGGAUGGGAAUAUUUUCAGUGAAGGCCUUGAAGGCCUUGGUGAUUGUGGUUACCCUGAAAAUCCAGUGAACCCCAUGGGUCAGCAAAUGCCCCUAGACCAGGGCUUUGCCUCUCUGCAGCCGUCCCUUCACCAUCCCUCCCCUAAUCAGAAUCAAACCAAGCUGACCCAUUUCGAUCACUAUAAUCAGUAUGAGCAGCAGAAGAUGCACCUCCUGGACCAGCCGAGCAGGAUGAUGAGCAGCGCCCCUGGGAACGGACUCGCGUCUCCUCACUCGCAGUACCACACCCCUCCGGUUCCUCAGGUCCCUCACAGCGGCAGCGGCGGCGGGCAGAUGGGAGUCUAUCCUGGCAUGCAGAAUGAAAGGCACGGGCAGUCCUUUGUGGACAGUGGCUCCAUGUGGGGCCCCCGGGCUGUUCAGGUACCGGACCAGAUACGAGCCCCCUACCAGCAGCCACCGCAGCCGGCUCCGUCGGGGCCCCCCGCCCAGGGCCACCCUCAGCACAUGCAGCAGAUGGGCAGCUACAUGGCACGUGGGGAUUUUUCCAUGCAGCAGCACGGGCAGCCGCCGCAGAGGAUGAGCCAGUUUUCCCAAGGUCAAGAGGGCCUCAAUCAGGGAAACCCUUUCAUUGCCACCUCAGGACCCGGCCACCUGUCCCACGUGCCCCAGCAGAGUCCCAGCAUGGCACCUUCCCUCCGUCACUCAGUGCAGCAGUUCCACCACCACCCCCCCACUGCUCUCCAUGGGGAAUCCGUUGCCCACAGUCCCAGAUUCUCCCCUAAUCCUCCUCCACAAGGGGCUGUCAGGCCGCAAACCCUUAACUUUAGUUCUCGGAGCCAGACAGUCCCCUCACCUACUAUAAACAACUCAGGGCAGUAUUCUCGAUAUCCUUACAGUAACCUAAAUCAGGGAUUAGUUAACAAUACAGGGAUGAAUCAAAAUUUAGGCCUUACAAAUAAUACUCCAAUGAAUCAGUCCGUACCCAGAUACCCCAAUGCUGUAGGAUUCCCAUCAAACAGUGGUCAAGGACUAAUGCACCAGCAGCCCAUCCACCCCAGUGGCUCACUUAACCAAAUGAACACACAAACUAUGCAUCCUUCACAGCCUCAGGGAACUUAUGCCUCUCCACCUCCCAUGUCACCCAUGAAAGCAAUGAGUAAUCCGGCAGGUACUCCUCCUCCGCAAGUCAGGCCCGGAAGUGCUGGGAUACCAAUGGAAGUUGGCAGUUAUCCAAAUAUGCCCCACCCUCCGCCGUCUCACCAGCCCCCUGGUGCCAUGGGAAUUGGACAGAGGAAUAUGGGCCCCAGAAACAUGCAGCCGUCUCGUCCGUUUAUGGGCAUGUCCUCAGCACCGAGGGAGCUGGCCGGGCACAUGAGACCAAAUGGCUGCCCCAGUGUUGGCCUUGCAGAUCCACAAGCAAUCCAGGAGCGGCUGCUACCUGGCCAGCAGCACCCUGGCCAGCAGCCGUCUUUUCAGCAGUUGCCAACCUGCCCUCCGAUGCAGCCCCACCCGGGCUUGCACCACCAGUCUUCACCCCCACACCCGCAUCACCAGCCUUGGGCACAGCUCCACCCAUCACCCCAGAACACCCCGCAGAAAGUGCCUGUGCCUCAGCAUUCUCCAUCGGAGCCCUUUCUAGAGAAACCAGUGCCGGAUAUGACUCAGGUUAGUGGACCGAACACCCAGCUAGUGAAGAGCGAGGAUUACCUGCCAUCCAUAGAGCAGCAGCCACAGCAAAAGAAGAAGAAAAAGAAAAACAACCACAUUGUUGCAGAGGACCCCAGUAAAAGUUUUGGUAAAGAGGACUUCCCUGGUGGGGUUGAUAACCAAGAACUAAAUAGGAAUUCACUAGAUGGGUCUCAAGAAGAAAAAAAGAAAAAGAAAAGGCCGAAGGCAAAAAAAGACCCGAAGGAACUGAAAGAACCCAAGGAGAAAAAAGAGCCCAAGGAACCCAAGACCCCGAAAGCCCCUAAGAUUCCCAAAGAGCCAAAGGAAAAGAAAGCAAAAACUGCCACGCCAAAACCCAAGUCCAGCAAAAAGUCCAGUAAUAAGAAACCUGAUUCAGAAGCAAGUGCUUUGAAGAAAAAGGUCAACAAGGGAAAAACAGAAGGUUCUGAAAAUUCAGACUUAGACAAAACGCCCCCACCAUCUCCUGAAGAAGAUGAGGACCCAGGUGUUCAGAAGAGACGGUCCAGCAGGCAGGUGAAGAGGAAGCGCUACACUGAAGACUUGGAGUUCAAGAUUUCUGAUGAGGAGGCAGAUGAUGCAGAUGCUGCUGGGAGAGACUCCCCCUCGAACACCUCGCAGUCAGAGCAGCAGGAAUCUGUUGAUGCAGAAGGUCCAGUGGUAGAAAAAAUCAUGAGUAGUCGUUCAGUGAAAAAACAGAAGGAAUCCGGAGAGGAGGUAGAAGUUGAGGAAUUCUAUGUGAAAUACAAAAACUUCUCUUAUCUUCAUUGUCAAUGGGCAUCUGUAGAAGAUCUGGAAAAAGAUAAGAGAAUUCAGCAAAAGAUUAAACGAUUUAAGGCAAAGCAGGGCCAGAACAAAUUCCUUUCAGAGUCUAGAAGAUACUGGUCCUUAAGAUAUUGUGUGGAAAUUCGAUGGUCUGAUUACAAUCUUGUAAUGAAAGUCCAGUUAGUAGAUAUGAAAAAUAUUGAAGAUGAGCUUUUUAAUCCAGAUUAUGUGGAGGUUGACCGGAUAAUGGACUUUGCACGUAGCACAGAUGACCGGGGAGAGCCCGUGACUCACUACCUGGUGAAGUGGUGCUCCCUGCCUUAUGAGGACAGCACUUGGGAGCUCAGGCAGGACAUCGAUCAAGCCAAGAUCGAGGAGUUUGAGAAACUAAUGUCCAGGGAGCCAGAAACAGCGCGCGUGGAGCGACCUCCUGCUGAUGAUUGGAAGAAAUCGGAGAGUUCCAGGGAGUAUAAAAACAAUAACAAACUCAGGGAAUACCAGUUGGAGGGAGUAAACUGGCUACUUUUCAAUUGGUACAACAUGCGAAACUGCAUUUUAGCAGAUGAAAUGGGUUUGGGAAAAACUAUCCAGUCCAUUACAUUUCUCUAUGAGAUAUAUUUGAAAGGAAUCCAUGGCCCUUUUUUAGUAAUUGCCCCAUUGUCCACAAUCCCCAACUGGGAAAGGGAAUUCCGUACCUGGACAGAGUUGAACGUGGUUGUGUAUCAUGGGAGUCAAGCUAGUCGUCGGACCAUUCAGUUGUAUGAAAUGUACUUCAAAGAUCCCCAGGGUCGAGUGAUAAAGGGGUCCUAUAAGUUUCAUGCCAUCAUCACGACCUUUGAGAUGAUUUUGACUGAUUGUCCUGAGCUUCGGAAUAUUCCAUGGCGCUGUGUAGUCAUCGAUGAAGCCCACCGGCUGAAGAACAGGAACUGCAAGCUGCUGGAGGGACUCAAGAUGAUGGACUUGGAACACAAAGUGCUGCUGACGGGGACCCCGCUGCAGAACACUGUGGAGGAGCUCUUCAGCCUGCUCCACUUCUUGGAACCCAGUCGCUUCCCUUCAGAAACCACCUUCAUGCAGGAGUUUGGUGAUCUGAAAACAGAAGAACAGGUGCAAAAACUCCAGGCUAUUCUAAAGCCGAUGAUGUUGAGACGUCUCAAGGAGGAUGUAGAAAAGAACUUGGCCCCCAAAGAAGAAACUAUCAUUGAAGUUGAGCUAACAAACAUUCAGAAGAAGUAUUACCGAGCCAUCCUUGAGAAGAAUUUUACAUUUCUUUCCAAAGGUGGCGGUCAAGCUAACGUACCUAACCUUUUAAACACUAUGAUGGAACUACGCAAGUGCUGCAAUCAUCCGUACCUAAUUAACGGUGCUGAAGAGAAAAUUUUGGAAGAGUUUAAAGAAACACACAAUGCAGACUCUCCAGAUUUUCAGCUCCAGGCGAUGAUCCAGGCUGCUGGCAAGCUAGUGCUGAUUGACAAGCUGCUGCCAAAACUGAAGGCUGGUGGCCACAGGGUGCUUAUCUUUUCCCAGAUGGUGCGCUGCCUGGACAUACUGGAAGACUACCUCAUUCAAAGACGGUACCCGUACGAAAGGAUCGACGGCCGAGUGAGAGGCAACCUGCGCCAGGCAGCUAUUGACAGAUUCUCCAAACCUGACUCGGAUAGGUUUGUUUUCCUCCUGUGCACACGGGCAGGAGGUUUAGGCAUUAAUCUUACUGCUGCUGAUACCUGCAUCAUCUUUGAUUCUGACUGGAAUCCCCAAAAUGACCUCCAGGCCCAGGCAAGGUGUCACAGGAUAGGACAGAGCAAAUCUGUGAAAAUCUACAGGCUGAUCACACGAAAUUCUUACGAAAGGGAGAUGUUCGACAAGGCGAGUCUGAAGCUCGGUCUGGAUAAAGCGGUGCUGCAGUCCAUGAGCGGAAGGGAAAACGCAACCAACGGGGUGCAGCAGCUUUCCAAGAAGGAAAUAGAGGAUCUGCUGCGGAAGGGGGCCUACGGGGCGCUCAUGGAUGAGGAGGACGAAGGGUCUAAGUUCUGCGAAGAAGACAUCGACCAGAUUCUCCUGCGGCGAACGCACACCAUCACCAUCGAGUCCGAGGGGAAGGGCUCCACGUUUGCGAAGGCCAGUUUUGUUGCAUCUGGAAAUAGGACAGAUAUCUCCCUGGAUGACCCAAAUUUCUGGCAAAAGUGGGCUAAGAAGGCUGAGUUGGAUAUCGAUGCCUUAAAUGGGAGGAACAACCUGGUCAUCGACACCCCGAGGGUGAGGAAGCAGACCAGGCUGUACAGUGCGGUGAAGGAGGACGAGCUGAUGGAGUUCUCAGACCUGGAGAGCGACUCCGAGGAGAAGCCUUGCGUGAAGCCCCGGCGGCCGCAGGACCGGUCCCAGGGCUACGCCAGGAGCGAGUGCUUCCGGGUGGAGAAGAACCUGCUCGUCUAUGGCUGGGGACGGUGGACGGACAUCCUUUCCCACGGACGCUACAAACGCCAGCUCACUGAGCAGGAUGUGGAGACCAUCUGCAGGACCAUCCUCGUGUACUGCCUCACCCAUUACAAGGGGGACGAGAACAUCAAGAGCUUCAUCUGGGACCUGAUCACGCCCACGGCCGACGGCCAGACGCGCGCCCUGGUCAACCACUCCGGUCUAUCAGCCCCGGUGCCCAGGGGAAGAAAGGGGAAGAAGGUGAAAGCCCAGAGCUCACACCCGGUGGUGCAGGACGCCGACUGGCUGGCCGGCUGCAACCCCGAUGCGCUGUUCCAGGAGGACAGCUACCGGAAGCACCUGAAGCACCACUGCAACAAGGUCCUGCUGCGUGUCCGCAUGCUGUACUACCUACGACAAGAAGUGAUAGGAGACCAGGCAGAUAAGAUCUUAGAGGGUGCUGACUCAAGUGACGCUGAUGUGUGGAUACCCGAGCCGUUCCACGCCGAGGUCCCCACGGAUUGGUGGGAUAAGGAGGCGGAUAAGUCCCUCCUAAUUGGAGUGUUCAAACACGGCUACGAGAAGUACAACUCCAUGCGCGCGGACCCCGCACUGUGCUUCCUGGAACGAGUGGGUAUGCCUGAUGCCAAGGCCAUCGCUGCCGAGCAGAGAGGAACAGACAUGCUAGCAGAUGGCGGUGACGGGGGAGAAUUUGAUAGAGAAGAUGAAGACCCGGAAUAUAAACCCACCCGAACGCCAUUCAAGGAUGAAAUAGAUGAAUUUGCCAAUUCUCCUCCCGAAGAGAAGGAAGAGUCUGUGGAACUACGCACCACAGGCAAGCACAGCGAGAGCAAUGCUGAGUUAGGCCAACUGGACUGGCCUAACACCUCAACCCUGACCACCCGCCUGCGCCGGCUCAUCACUGCCUAUCAGCGCAGCUACAAGAGGCAGCAGCUGAGGCAGGAGGCCCUGACCAAGACGGACCGGCGGAGGCGGCGGCCGCGGGAGGAAGUGAGAGCACUGGAAGCGGAAAGGGAAGCUAUAAUCUCUGAGAAACGGCAAAAGUGGACAAGAAGAGAAGAGGCUGACUUCUACCGCGUGGUAUCCACUUUUGGGGUUAUUUUUGACCCCAUGAAACAGCAGUUUGAUUGGAACCAGUUUCGAGCCUUUGCCAGACUGGACAAAAAGUCGGACGAAAGCCUGGAGAAAUACUUCAGCUGCUUUGUGGCCAUGUGUAGGCGUGUGUGUCGAAUGCCCACCAAGCCCGAUGAUGAACCUCCAGACCUCUCCAUGAUCGAGCCCAUCACAGAAGAGCGUGCCUCUAGAACUCUCUACCGCAUCGAACUGCUCCGGAAAAUUCGUGAGCAGGUUCUCCAUCACCCUCAACUGGGGGAGAGGCUGAAGCUCUGCCAGCCGAGCCUGGACCUGCCGGAGUGGUGGGAAUGUGGACGGCACGACCGAGAUUUGCUGGUGGGCGCCGCUAAACACGGGGUCAGUCGGACGGACUAUCACAUCCUCAAUGACCCCGAACUGUCCUUCUUGGAUGCGCACAAAAACUUUGCACAGAACAGAGGGCCUGGCAAUAUGUCGGCCUUGAACCCGCUGGCAGUGGGAUUUGGCCAGACUCCGGCCGUCAUCUCAUCCGCUCACGUUCAGGAGGAAAAGGUGACGGGACAGACCGAGGGCAAAGUGGAGGAGCCUGACCACGCGGCCGCCCAGGAGAAACCUGCCACGAAAGAGGAGGAGGAGGAACCCGAGGGCGGGGACAAGGACCGGAAGGAGGACUGUGAGGCCGAGGCCAGCUCUGUCAAACAGGAGCUGAAAGGCAUGGAGGUCGGCGCAGAUUCAGGGCCCAAGUCAAUUUCCGAGAAAGGUUCGGAAGAGGACGAGGAAGAAAAGCUGGAGGAUGAUGACAAGUCGGAAGAAUCUUCCCAGCCUGAAGCAGGAGCUGUCUCGAGGGGGAAGCAUUUUGAUGAAGAAAGCAAUGCUUCUAUGAGCACUGCCAGGGACGAGACCCGAGAUGGCUUCUACAUGGAGGACGGGGACCCGUCGGUAGCGCAGCUCCUUCAUGAGAGAACAUUUGCCUUCUCGUUUUGGCCUAAGGAUCGAGUAAUGAUAAACCGAUUGGACAAUAUCUGUGAAGCGGUGUUGAAAGGCAAAUGGCCAGUAAAUCGGCGCCAGAUGUUUGAUUUCCAGGGCCUCCUCCCCGGCUACACGCCGCCCACCGUGGACAGCCCCCUGCAGAAGCGGAGCUUUGCGGAGCUCUCCGCCGUCGGCCAGGCCAGCGUCAGCGGGAGCGAGGACCUCACCACUUCUCCCCAGUUGUCAAAGGAAGAUGCUCUCAAUCUCGCUGUCCCUCGCCAGCGGAGGCGGAGGAGGAGGAAAAUUGAAAUCGAGGCCGAAAGAGCUGCCAAGCGGAGAAACCUCAUGGAGAUGGUGGCCCAGCUUCGGGAGUCUCAGGUGGUCUCAGAAAAUGGACAAGAAAAAGUUGUAGAUUUAUCCAAGGCCUCCAGGGAGGCAACAAGCUCUACCUCAAAUUUUUCAUCUCUUACUUCAAAGUUUCUCUUGCCUAACGUCUCGACGCCAGUGUCCGAUGCCUUUAAGACUCAGAUGGAGCUGCUGCAGGUGGGGCUGUCACGCACGCCCACGAGGCACCUGCUCAACGGCUCCCUCGUGGAUGGGGAGCCCCCCAUGAAGAGGAGGCGGGGGAGGAGGAAAAACGUGGAGGGCCUCGAUCUGCUUUUCAUGAGCCACAAACGGACGUCACUGAGUGCAGAGGAUGCUGAGGUGACCAAAGCUUUUGAAGAAGAUAUAGAGACCCCACCAACACGAAACAUUCCUUCUCCUGGACAGCUGGACCCCGACACACGGAUCCCUGUUAUAAAUCUCGAAGAUGGGACGAGGCUGGUGGGGGAUGACGCUCCUAAAAAUAAGGACUUGGUUGAAUGGCUGAAGCUGCACCCUGCUUACACUGUUGAUAUGCCAAGUUACGUACCAAAGAAUGCAGAUGUGCUGUUUUCCUCAUUUCAGAAACCGAAACAGAAACGACAUAGAUGUCGAAACCCUAACAAAUUGGAUAUAAACACUUUGACAGGAGAGGAAAGGGUGCCCGUCGUCAAUAAACGAAAUGGAAAGAAGAUGGGCGGAGCGAUGGCGCCUCCCAUGAAGGAUCUGCCCAGGUGGCUGGAAGAAAACCCUGAGUUUGCAGUUGCUCCCGACUGGACUGACAUUGUUAAGCAGUCUGGUUUUGUUCCCGAGUCGAUGUUUGACCGUCUUCUCACUGGACCUGUGGUGAGGGGAGAAGGAGCGAGCCGACGAGGAAGAAGGCCCAAGAGCGAAAUCGCCAGAGCAGCGGCCGCCGCCGCCGUGGCCUCCACGUCGGGCAUCAACCCUCUGCUGGUGAACAGCCUGUUUGCGGGGAUGGACCUCACGAGCCUGCAGAACCUCCAGAACCUCCAGUCUCUCCAGCUGGCGGGGCUCAUGGGCUUCCCUCCCGGACUGGCCACAGCUGCCGCGGCCGGAGGCGACGCCAAGAACCCUGCGGCCGUGCUGCCCCUGAUGCUGCCGGGCGUGGCGGGCCUGCCCAACGUGUUCGGCCUGGGCGGGCUGCUCAACAGCCCCCUGUCCGCUGCUGCUGGGAACACCACUACUGCGUCCAGUCAGGGAGACCCGGACGACGGCACUUCCAAGGGGGAAGAGAAGGGCAACGAGCACGAGGAGGAGAGCAAAGACCCGGAGAAAAGCACAGACGCUGUUUCGGCUGCUGACUCUGCGAAUGGUCCCGUUGGUGCUGCUACUGCCUCGGCCGGAUUGCCCUCCAACCCGCUCGCCUUCAACCCUUUCCUCCUCUCCACCAUGGCCCCAGGCCUCUUCUACCCUUCCAUGUUUCUACCUCCGGGGCUGGGAGGAUUGACGCUGCCCGGGUUCCCCGCGCUGGCAGGACUGCAGAACGCCGUGGGCGCGGGCGCGGAGAAGGGCCCCGACAAGGCCGAGGGGGCGGCCUUUCAGGAAGAGGAGCACCUCGAGGGCAGCGACGCCGAGGAGAACCUGGACAAGACGGCCGAGUCCUCCGUCCUCGAAGACGAAAUAGCACAGGGUGAAGAGCUGGACUCGCUGGAUGGCGGGGAGGAACUAGAAAACAACGAGAACGACGAGUAACCAGGCCCAGUUCCCGUUCAAGUGUUUAAAACUUUUGACAAGUGGUAGUCCUACUGUUUACACUCACAGUUAAUGUUCAUACCUAGUUUUAUAAGCUGUUCUGUAACAUAGUGUAGCAAAAAGAAAAAAAGAAGAAAAAAAGUCCAAGUCAUGUUAUACAGGUGUGUCAAAAGGUAUCUUGGUCAUUAAGUAUUGUGCAGUGCAUUAUUUAUUACCCCUAGGAGAGAUGAAAUUCGAGAGGUGAUCAUGUCUUUUUAAGGAAAGCUUACAUAAUGCUCUGCUUUGUUCCCUCUUCGUGUGGUACCGUUGGUAUUAUAAUAAAGAGCAAUUCGUAACAGGGCGGCACUCACGGAAGGACGCGCCGCUCGAAGGAAGUAUGAAGUUAUAUAUUUAAUUUUUUUAAUUUUCAUUUCGUUGCUGUGAAGGUCAAGAUGAAAUUUGCCGUACAUAUCAUACUUGCUCAUUUGUUUCCCUUUCUGACUGUCUGGGGUGCCCACACUCGCGCAUACACACACACACACACAUCCGUACACUCUGACAAUCUCCACGUUAGUGUGAACGUCUCCGUCCCGAGGCGCAGCAAUAAUAAGGCAGCUGUUGAAUGUGAAGGGUCCCUUUGGAAAUUAACCUACUGGGAGGGUUCUCGCCAGAUAGAACUACAGUUCCAUUGUCUCGUGGUCUUGUAAUGCACUGGUAUAAACAAAAUAAAUAGAUGAAUAAAUAAAAGAGUGAGAGACUAGAGAAUCAGGUACCUUUUUUUUUUUAAAUUAAAAGGACUUUGUUACUUUAGCCACAAAGCUAAAACAGCAUUACCUCAGCUCUAAACUAGCCUUGAAGUUUACAGACAUGACUUUGUAAAUGUAUUGUUUUUCUUUGUUGUGAUGUCCUUUUAUUUUUUUCCUUUGAAAACUGCUAUCAUGUAAGAUAAACUGUAAAUUGCUGCCAACUGUAGUAAUGAUGCUUUUAAUAAAAGUGACCCAUGAUAUGCAGAAAUGUAAUUAUAGGAUGUAGUGUGUAGGGGAACUGGUGUUCGCUCUAUUUUUUGCCUUCGCAAUAGAUGCAAAUACAGCAUU
This is a messenger RNA of Eptesicus fuscus (big brown bat), 10604 nucleotides long. RefSeq names its product chromodomain helicase DNA binding protein 7 (gene CHD7). Gene Ontology annotation, molecular function: ATP binding; ATP-dependent chromatin remodeler activity; protein binding. Lineage: Eukaryota; Metazoa; Chordata; Mammalia; Chiroptera; Vespertilionidae. The record is from RefSeq and is a predicted model, not a curated record. The transcript is spliced from 39 exons. Bases 475 to 9531 code for a protein of 3018 amino acids.